GGGAGCGCUGGGGCGGGACGGGCUAAGCCGAACCUAAACGGUGCCUGAGCCGCACCUAAACCCAGCCGAGGCGAGGCGGCAGCGGCGGCGGCUGAUGUGAGGCGGUGGCCUCGCCGGUGAUGCGCGCCCCGCGGGCGCUGCCGGCCCGCUGAGGUGGGUGCGAGGAGCGCCCCGGCGGUGCCGCGGCCAUGCCGUGCACCUGCGGGAACUGGCGGCGCUGGAUCCGGCCGCUCGUCGUGCUGCUCUACAUCGUGGGGCUGCUGGUGGUGGUGCCGCUCUGCGUGUGGGAGCUGCAGAAGCUGGAGGUUGGAAUUCAUACCAAGGCAUGGUUUAUCGCUGGGAUAUUUCUGCUGAUGACUAUACCAAUAUCUCUCUGGGGCAUACUACAACACUUAGUCCAUUAUACUCAACCUGAAUUACAGAAACCAAUAAUAAGGAUUCUAUGGAUGGUGCCGAUUUACAGUUUAGACAGUUGGAUAGCUUUGAAAUACCCCAACAUUGCAAUAUAUGUGGAUACAUGUCGAGAAUGCUAUGAAGCUUAUGUCAUCUAUAAUUUUAUGGUUUUUCUUUCAAAUUAUCUAACCAACCGGUACCCAAACCUCGUAUUAAUAAUAGAAGCGAAAGAUCAGCAGAGACAUCUGCCCCCUCUGUGCUGCUGUCCGUCCUGGGCUAUGGGAGAAGUUUUAUUAUUUAGAUGUAAACUGGGUGUUUUGCAGUACACUGUUGUCAGACCAUUUACUACUAUUAUUGCUUUGAUUUGUGAACUAGUGGGAGUGUAUGAUGAAGGAAACUUCAGCUUCAACAAUGCUUGGACUUACUUGGUUAUACUUAACAACAUGUCACAGCUAUUUGCUAUGUAUUGUCUGGUGCUGUUUUAUAAAGUACUACGUGAGGAACUGAACCCUAUCCAACCUGUUGGAAAGUUCCUUUGUGUGAAGAUGGUAGUUUUUGUUUCUUUCUGGCAGGCUGUGCUCAUUGCAUUGUUGGUGAAAGUUGGUGUUAUUUCUGAGAAACACACCUGGGAAUGGCAGAGUGUGGAAGCUGUGGCUACAGGCCUACAGGAUUUCAUCAUUUGUGUGGAGAUGUUUCUGGCUGCUAUUGCCCAUCACUACAGUUUUUCCUACAAACCUUAUGUUCAAGAAGCUGAAGAAGGGUCAUGCUUCGACUCCUUUCUUGCCAUGUGGGAUAUUUCUGAUCUAAGGGCAGAUAUAUCAGAACAGGUUCGAAAUGUUGGAAGGACGGUUUUGGGCCAGCCGAGGAAAAUGUUUUUUCCUGAGGAUCAUGAACAAAAUGAGCACACAAGUUUACUGUCUUCAUCUACUCAAGACCCAAUUUCUGAUGCUUCUUCAAUGCCAUCUUCGCCCAUGGGUCACUACCAGGGGUUUGGACACACUGUGACACCUCUCACAACACCGACGGCAGCCCCUGCAGUCGAUGGUAUUUAUAACCCUUCUGCCAUUCACGAUGCUGAGGAAUCACCCGAACUAGAGCACGAUUCAUCAGAGAGAGCUUUGGAUAAAAGUUAAGCUCAGCUGUUCUUUGCAAACUUGCCACACGUGUCCUAUUAACAUGUACUAUUAGCCAUGAAGGUUGAAAGGCUUGGAAAAGCCGCUGCGCGGACGGGAGGAGGAUAUGGCUGGAACUGACAUCUGAAUUCGGAACCUGUAAUGGAUGUGAGGAUCUGUGAGCACCCCAUGGAUAUAAAACACGCACACUGUAAAGGUUUCUGCAUAAAUGUAAGAGUCAGCUCCUUAAACUGCUAAACACUUCCACAUCAUAUCAGAAUUACAGUGACUUCCAUUAAUUCAAAAGAAACAUUUGAAAAAAUACUCUGCUCUUCUCAAGAUGAUAUGCAAGUACUACUAGCAAUGGGAGAACUACAUUUCAAGAAUGUAAUUUAAGGAGGGCAGUAACAAAAACGGUUUGUAUUAACUUUGUCCUCUUAAUGAUGGUUAACUUCCAUACCCCAGUGCUGAAUGGAGUGUGGAUGAAGUGGUAACUUCUGUACAGAUGUCAUCUUCUUCCCUUUCCUGCGUAGCCCUUUCAUGAAGAUAGUUACUACAGAGCAUCAGUAAAGAAUCUGUACAAAGAAAGCAUUCCCUACAGGCCUUGCUAUCAAAUUCCAUGCCCAGAUCAUAUGGUUGGUGUAUCUGUUGUCCUUGUAGUUCAUAGUUUGUAAGUCUUUUACAUUCUGAAGAGACAGCCAGGAUGGUAAGUUUUGGAUUAAUACCUUAACUUGACUCCUUUUUUUCCUACCCUUCUAAAAUAAGAAUACUGGUUCCUACCUUAAAAUACAUGGGGGGGAAUAAAGGAUGUCAAAAAACAGAAGUAGAAAACAAAAUUGAUUUCUUUACUUUGGGCUGCAGUAAAUUCUUUAACACUUAAGUUUUUUUUAAGCUGUUAAAGCAGGAUUUCUUGGCAAUGUGUCUGUAGUAAUUUGUAUUCUUAAAUUUGUGUCUGUGUGUGAUUGUGUUAUGCUUCUAGUAUAUAAUACAUUUGCCUGGAUUCAAAUGCAAUAGCCGUUUUUUCCCACCACCACCACAGAGAAGACCUUUGCUAAGGUAAAACUAUGUAGCUAAUCUAAUACUGGAGUUACUAGCAUUAGAUUUCAGACCAAGGAGCAGUACACUUGUAUCAAAACGUUAUUUUGCAAAAACUGACAGUGUCAGACGGUUAUCGGUUUUGUCCCAUUUAUCAGAUUUUUACUGCUACUGCAUGUUUGCAAUCUGACCAAACAAACCCCAAACCAGUAGAGCACUGACCUUUCAAAUGACAAGAUCUUAAGUUUCUUUUUUCAGCAUUGUUAGCAUUUACAGGGUAAAUGUUUAACUUCUGGCUGUCAGUAAGUUCAUCUUAAGUGCUUUUUUUGCAGUACUAGUGUGAUGUAAAUAUGGCGCCUUACUCACUAGGCUGCAUAUUUUAUAGUUAUGUACUUGCUGUAUCUGAAGUUAGUGAGAAACUGAAAAUCAUACUUUUCAAUUUGCCAACUCAUUGCCUUUGUUGUAAAUAAGCAAUUAAAGAUUUUAUUUAAACUGUUCA
Lepidothrix coronata (blue-crowned manakin) is the source of this 3039-nucleotide messenger RNA. RefSeq names its product transmembrane protein 184C (gene TMEM184C). Gene Ontology annotation, molecular function: transporter activity. Bases 189 to 1526 code for a protein of 445 amino acids. The record is from RefSeq and is a predicted model, not a curated record. The transcript is spliced from 10 exons. Gene Ontology annotation, biological process: transport. NCBI's taxonomy places the organism in Eukaryota, Metazoa, Chordata, Aves, Passeriformes, Pipridae.